Pocillopora verrucosa is the source of this 1521-nucleotide messenger RNA. The record is from RefSeq and is a predicted model, not a curated record. Lineage: Eukaryota; Metazoa; Cnidaria; Anthozoa; Scleractinia; Pocilloporidae.
AUGUCGUUUUCGUCCUCUUCACCAAGACUUUGUGUUAGGUAUUCCGGUAGAGAAUUGCCAAAGGCGGAAAUUUCGACUCUUUAUGUGUCUCUUCAGCUGUUGUUUGAAGAUGGUGUUGCAGUAACAAGGUCUUUCAGGGAAAGAGUGUUUGCACAUCAAGGACGGGGUCUGUCUGGAAACUAUCAACAUGGGAAUAAAGUGGAUGGUGGCUGGAGUGAGUGGAACUCCUGGAGUAUCUGUACCAAAACAGUUGGUGGUAUACAAACAAGAAAGAGAGAAUGCACCAACCCAGAACCAGGACGUUGUGGGAAACACUGCGAUGGGACCGGAGCACUGUUGAGAGUAUGUAGCAACAUGUCCAGUUGCCAAGAAGAAUUUCCCCUGCGUUUUGAAACAGUGAAGAACCCAUCUGUCGGUACAAUGGAGAUAUUCUCAAACAGCAGCUGGCAAAAGCUUUGUACCAGUCAAUGGGAUGAAGCAGAUGAAAAUUCAACCUGCAUGGCCAUGGGCUACUAUAACAACGGUGCUAAUGACACAUGGUACGCAGAACGUGGCAAUGCUACAGAGAUGUCCACCCACUACAACUGCACCAUUCCCACCAGAUGUCAAAACGACUUGGAAAAGAAACAACAAUUUUGCAAAGUUCCUGUUCGCUUGAAUGGCGCAAAUGUGGAGUAUGGAGGAAGAGUGGAAGUGUUUUACCAGGGGAAAUGGGCAAAGAUAUGUAGGAAUAAAUGGGACUUUGACGACGUCAAAGUUAUUUGUCGUCAACUUGGCUUUGAAGAGGCGUUGGCGGAAUUCAUUGGGCCAGACAUAAAGGCUGAGGGAAUACCUUUUGCAAUGUCCGAUGUCUCUUGCACCGGAGAAGAGUUUGAACUUGCAUCAUGCGAUCGCAUUGAUGGAAAGUUAAAUAUUCCACCUCAAUGUCAAUCGGAUGACAAGGGUUCUCAAGCGUUGUGUCAACCAAAGAACAAGAAUGUGUUGGAAAGAGUUGAACUCUAUUUUGAUAUUGGUAGCGGAGAAAAGCUUCGCUGCUCUAUACACAAUGAAACCAAUUAUGCUAGAUGGGUCAUCAAUGGGGUAAAGCUUGAAAUAACAAACUCUACUUCUCAAAGGAUCAGGGCUGGAGACAAUGGUGAUCUGUUCAUCGAUGAUGUACAGCUGUCUGAUGGAGGAACAUAUGAAUGCCAGAGAUUGGAAUAUGUUCAAUAUUACAUUGUCUAUAUUAAUGCAAGAUUUACUGAGAAGACGUUGAGCCAACAAACCUAUAUUGCGUCCGAGUCUGGCAUUAUAAGCUGUAGUGCUGAUGGAAAACCAAAUCCACAGAUUUCUUGGAGUAAGGAAGGAGGAAAGUCCUUAGACCCGACACGAUUCACUCAAUUAUCCAACGGUAGCCUGCGUAUUGGUUUUGUAAAGCCUGAAGACGAUGGAACAUUCACUUGUACCAUGACACAAACUAAAGGAGCGAAGAGGGUCACAAGCAACGAUAAAGACAUACGAGUGAGAGUUAUAAGUGAGUGA